Molecule: messenger RNA, 1301 nt
Organism: Marasmius oreades (fairy-ring Marasmius)
Lineage: Eukaryota; Fungi; Basidiomycota; Agaricomycetes; Agaricales; Marasmiaceae
Exons: 2
Coding region: 28-1212 (394 amino acids)
Biological process (GO): inner mitochondrial membrane organization
Cellular component (GO): mitochondrial inner membrane
Source: RefSeq, a predicted model, not a curated record
GCCCGGGGUCUCUCUUCUCAUCUCCAAAUGUUCAGAACCUAUAAUUUGAGAACUAAACGACCUUUCUCAACCCGCCAAUUCUCGUAUACUUAUUCUUCAAGAAAAUGGGCACAACAAUCUAAUGACGCGACAUCAACUUCACAGUCGAGCAAAGACCCCCUUUCGUCCUCCUCCCCAGAACGCCAGCAGUCUGGCCAUACGGAGGCAGGUCCUUCGUCAUCGUCCCCUCGCCCGUCACCAUCGGGCACACAGUCCGAAGCAGAAACAUCCUCACACUCAAAUCCGUCAUUUGCUGACCUCGGAUACUUGAAGAGCAACGUUCGGAAGUGGACGGACGAAGCGGUCGUGAACUUUCGCAAAAAAGCAGACGACUUUUCGGGCUCUACAAAGACGAGAUUUUCUCAGGUCGGAGCAGAGCUUAACAAGGUCACUGGCUAUGACGAAAUAGAGGCUUUGAAGAGACAGGUUGUCGCCCAAGAGGUACAAAUAAAGGAGGCACGUCAGGCGGCACGCGACGCGAAGAUACUAUACCAGCAAGCAGUCCUUCAGCGUUCCAGCUCACAGCGAGAACUGAAUGACCUCUUACAACGAAAAUCUUCGUGGACGGAUCAGGACGUUAUUCGCUUCACAACACUCGUUCGAGAAGACCAUACGUUCGUGCAAGAGGAGGCGCGAGCGAAAGGUGCCGUAGACGAGACAGAAGAAGCCGUAGAAAAGGAGUUUAACGAGCUUACCCGCACUAUUCUCACUCGAUACCACGAAGAGCAGGUGUGGUCCGAUAAAAUCCGAAGUGCGUCGACGUACGGGCAGUUGGCCGCCUUGGGCCUAAACUUGCUGGUCUUUAUCUUGGCAAUCGUAGUCGUGGAGCCCUGGAAAAGGAGGAGGCUGGCACAGACAUUUGAAAAGAAGAUAGAAGAAAUGGAAUUAGAGUACAAGACGGUUAUGGAGGGACAUAUGAAGGAGGUGCAGCAGCGGUUAGAGAGUCAAGUCGCCAGCCUGGUUACCAUCGCAGAUGUGGUUUCCAAACUCGACUCUCAACUCCAGCGUAUAGAGGUGCUACCGGAGGUAGAGGCUCACUCUGAGCCCCGAGUCCUCGAGCCAGGUAUUUGGGCCAAAGCUGUGAAAGAUCGGCAUUUUGGAGAAGCAGUCGCUACUGGUGCCAUUGCGGCUACAGUUUUAAGUGCCCUUGGUUGGAUAUGGUUGGGUGGUUGAGUGGAGAUUUCCUGUCGUUACGGCGCUAGAGUUUUAGAAAUUCACACUUCGAUAGACACGGCAAUGAACCCUGAAUUCGGUAUAAGCAU